Molecule: messenger RNA, 1838 nt
Organism: Vigna radiata var. radiata (mung bean)
Lineage: Eukaryota; Viridiplantae; Streptophyta; Magnoliopsida; Fabales; Fabaceae
Product: phosphomethylethanolamine N-methyltransferase
Exons: 12
Coding region: 162-1658 (498 amino acids)
Biological process (GO): phosphatidylcholine biosynthetic process
Molecular function (GO): phosphoethanolamine N-methyltransferase activity
Source: RefSeq, a predicted model, not a curated record
AGAAGAGAUAGAAAGGAAAGUAGGGUAAUGCAGCAAAGAGGGAAAGGCAACAACCGAAGAUCGAGGAGUUUCUCAAGGUCUCGUCUCGCCAUUGAAGGCACUUAGCCAUCACAACACUUUCUUCUCUUUGUUGUUCUCUUUUGCUCUCUGUUCCUUCAACAAUGGCUCCAGGAAAUGGAAAUGGAAAUGGUGUGAAUGAGCGUGACAUUCAGAAAUCGUACUGGGUUCAACAUUCCGCUGAUUUGUCCGUUGAGGCAAUGAUGCUCGAUUCCAAAGCCGCUCAUCUCGACAAGGAAGAGAGACCCGAGGUACUUUCUCUAUUACCUCCAUGCGAAGGCAAGUCCGUUAUAGAGCUAGGAGCAGGUAUCGGAAGAUUUACUGGUGAAUUGGCUCAGAAAGCUGGUCAGUUGCUUGCUGUGGACUUCAUUGAGAGUGCAGUCAAGAAGAAUGAAAGCAUCAAUGGACACCACAAGAAUGUCAAAUUUCUCUGUGCUGAUGUCACAUCUCCAAACAUGUCUAAUAGUGUUUCCGAAGGAUCAGUUGAUCUGAUUUUCUCGAAUUGGUUACUCAUGUAUCUUUCGGAUAAUGAGGUUGAAAAAUUGGCUGAAAGGAUGAUCAAAUGGUUAAAAGAUGGUGGGUAUAUAUUCUUCAGAGAAUCUUGUUUCCAUCAAUCUGGAGAUUCAAAGAGAAAACACAACCCUACUCACUACAGGGAACCUAGAUUUUACACUAAGGUUUUUAAAGAGUGCCAAAUGAGUGAUGAUAUGGGAAAUUCUUUUGAGCUGUCUCUCAUUGGCUGUAAAUGCAUUGGAGCUUAUGUCAGAAACAAGAAGAAUCAAAACCAGGUCUGCUGGUUAUGGCAAAAAGUUAAGUCCGAAGGCGAUAGGGGUUUCCAACGUUUCUUGGAUGGAGUUGAAUACAGUCAUAAGAGUAUUUUACGAUAUGAACAGAUGUAUGGCCCAGGCUUUGUGAGCACCGGUGGACUUGAAACGACUAAGGAAAUUGUGUCAAAGCUAGGACUAAAGCCUGGUCAGAAAGUUCUGGAUGUUGGUUGUGGUGUUGGGGGUGGUGAUUUCUACAUGGCAGGACAUUUUGAUGUUGAGGUUGUUGGUAUUGACCUCUCCAUAAAUAUGAUAUCCCUUGCCAUCGAACGGGCUAUCGGACUGAACUAUGCUGUUGAAUUUGAUUGCGCGGAUUGCUUUAAAAAGUCGUAUCCUGACAAUACAUUUGAUGUAAUCUACACUCGUGACACCAUGUUACAUGUCAAAGAUAAACCAACAUUAUUCAGAUCAUUUUACAAAUGGUUGAAACCUGGAGGAAAAAUCCUGAUAACCGAUUAUUGCAAAAGUACUCGAAGUCCGUCUUCAGAAUUUGCUGAGUACAUUAAAAAAGGAGGAUAUUAUCUCCACGACAUGACGACGUAUGGGAAGAUGCUGGAGGAUGCUGGAUUUGAUGAUCUCAUUGUUGAAGAUCAAACUGAUCAGUUCGUGAAAACACUAGAGAAGGAGUUAGAUGCCCUUGAGAAGAAGAAGGAGGAUUUCAUUCGUGAGUUCGGCGAGGAUGACUACAAUGAAAUUGUGGAAAGAUGGAAGGCAAAGCAGAGCAGGGGUGCAUCUAAAGAGCAGAUGUGGGGCUUGUUCAUUGCCAAGAAAAUAUGACAUGUUCUAUUGUGACUCUAGUUUUCCAUGUAAUUUGACUUUUUAUGUCAUUGUUGGUUUAAAAUCCAGAGCUUUAGGAUGAUAACUUGGCAUUGGUUUCAGUAAUUCGUGAAUCUGCUACAAUGAUUGAUCCCAUUUUAUUUGGAUAAUUUUUGAGCGUGAAGAUGUUGGAGAAUAUAA